AUGUCUACUGACACUUUAAAGUCAAUGGCCGCUCCCAUCGCCAAAAAGAGAAAAAUAAGCUGCCUAUCUUGCCGAGCCAGAAAGACAAAGUGCGACGGUCAAAAACCCUGUGCAAAGUGUCUUUUGAAAGGAAAGGCAAGCGAAUGUGUGUACGCACAAACAAGUGGUCCUGUUGGCCGCCCUGCCAAGAAUGCUGUGGUCAACAAAAUGGUGCUUCUCUCUCAAACCACCGACUCACAGAAGCAACAAUUUGUCUAUGAGAAUCUUACUCUAUGUGGGUUGAGUGACUACAGCAAAAUUUUCACCACUCCCUCUCACCGUGAUCACUUUGCUGAUGAUGGUGCCAAGUUGUCGGACUACAUAUCCGGCAUCUUCUCCGUUUACUUUGGGGCCGGUCUUCGAUUUGAUGAAUUAGAAACACCAACCAUAACAACGGAAGAAAACACUGUACUGGUGGAUAAAUCCGAAUCAAUUUUCCAGUUAUUCGAUUUAAAGCAACACUAUUCUUGGUUGGCAAGUGAAGGUGUCAGCAACUUGGUGGCCAGAUGCAGCGACCUCAAAUUGACCAACUUUAGAGACCUCAAUGUCUAUGGGCAUCUCUUGAGAUCGGACCGUAGUGAUCGGUAUUUUGAACGGCAUAGAACACCUACUUUCACUGCCACCGUUCGUCAAAACCCCCUUAAGAGUUUGACCCCACAACAAGCUCUACAAUACACGGAUGUAUUUUUUUCCGUUCAUCCUUGGGCCCCAUUUAUUCUCAACCGAACCCAAAUAUUGCAAGAAUACUUCACUGAUGAAGGCGAUCCAUUGCUAUUGUCCGUCAUUUUCGGUAUAGCCAAAUAUUUUGCAAAGCAAAUGUCAGAAGGCGUGGUCUUUUCUACCGUUGUUCGUAGAGGAGAUAGAAAUGAAUUUUUAAAUUACGCUCACACCAUUUUGGGAGAGACCUCGGCCAAAACCACGGUGGCCAAAUUUCAAGCUGUAACGCUGCUCAGCUAUUUUGAAAUUACCUAUGGACACCCAAAGAAAGGCACUACCUUGACUGCUCUGUCUUAUGUCAUGCUCGGUAAACUUGCCCAAACCGUGGACUUUAGGGACAAACAUUUGGCGGGUCUGGGCUCAUUGCAACGAGAAUUAGUGCGCAACGCAUGGUGGUGCAUCUACAACAAUACGGUGAUUGGCACCAUCGAAUUCGGCCAAGUCCCACGUGAUGCCAUUUUGCCAAGAGAUAUACCCUUCCCAAAGCGUAACUGCGAGGAGUCUGAAUCGUAUCAACUGGACAAGUCGACUGGAAAUACAUCCAUGUUCAUCGCAUAUAAUCACAUCUACGAAUGUUUCUUUGUAGCAUCGGCUGUAUCGGAUUUACUGGCCAAAAUCUGGCGAAUCCUUCCAGAACCUGACCGUAAUAUGUUCAGGAUCAAUCCUACCGUCUCCCAGGCGGCUAAUUGUCCUCCGGAGUUAGAGCGCAAAAAGGUCCGUGAGCAAAUACUGGAUCUCCUGGGUGACUUUGAGGCAUUUAUUACCGCGCAACAAAAGAACCUGAGUGAGCAGCAAGUUUACCAUUUGGACAUGGCAAAAUAUGUCCUGUUCAUCCAUGCUCAUUUCAUGAAGGAAGAAAUGGAUAGCUCUGAAACCAUGUGCUAUGUAUCGGCCAUGAGAAAUGUCUAUUCAAGAUUCGACGAUUUUGAAGUGGUCACCAAACUUCCACCGGGAACUGACUUGCUUGACCGAACAUCUAGCAUGGAUGCAAGCUCUAUUGAAGACGAAGUUAUGGAAGCAGUAUUCCCCCAGGCUAUAGAGCUCGUUAACAAGACCGCAGCAUUUUUGGACAAGAGAGAAGGAAAAUCCGACUUGCUACAGAAAGCACCUGGCUGGAUCAUUCAAGACGGAUUGGAGACCAGCAGCCUGAUUCUUAUGAUUCAAAUGCAAAAGCAAACUAAUGUACCGCAGGCGGUCAUGUCUCUUGAAAAAAUCUUGAAAUUGCUUGAAAUCUCCAAUGUGUAUAACUCACAGGACGAUAUCAAGCGGCUGCAAAUGCGUAUUCAGCAUACAUUGGACGCUUGGAACCAAACCAACACCUCUUCAUCACAGCCACCCUCCACGGCUACGAAGGCCAAUGAACGCGUUCCAACUGCUGACAUUUUAGCUUUUUAUCCUACACCUCCGCCCAACACAACGUAUGGAAACAUCGUACAAUUAAUGUCCAUGUCUCCUGGAGCCUCUAGCGGCGUAUUUGAGUCGGAUGCUGCUUCGACUGAAGAUGGUUUUGCGACUAGUCCUUUAUCUUUUGACGAUUUCCCAGAAGAACAACUCAACAUGGACUCACAUGAAUCCCCCUACCAAGCUAACUUUCAGCAACAACCCACCAUGUUUGAAACCAUGAUGGACAUGGAAGCCCCCUUCCAUAACAAUCAAUUCUCCCAGGCAUCCAACCAGAACUUUUAUCAUCAGCAAACCACAGAUUCGCCUCUUGUAGACGCUGGAGAUUUUUCGGAUCUGGCUAACCUUGAUGCCAACACACUGGCUAUGGAAUUUGGUCUCUCUGAGUUUGACACCAACAUGCUACAGCAACAUAUGAACUUUGACUAUCUUCAGGAAAUCCCAUUAGACCUUUUCGUUUUAGACGACACACCGCAAUAA
This is a messenger RNA of Umbelopsis ramanniana AG, 2637 nucleotides long. RefSeq lists its product as uncharacterized. Gene Ontology annotation, molecular function: zinc ion binding; DNA-binding transcription factor activity, RNA polymerase II-specific. Gene Ontology annotation, biological process: regulation of DNA-templated transcription. The record is from RefSeq and is a predicted model, not a curated record. Gene Ontology annotation, cellular component: nucleus. The coding region runs from base 1 to 2637 and encodes 878 amino acids. NCBI's taxonomy places the organism in Eukaryota, Fungi, Mucoromycota, Umbelopsidomycetes, Umbelopsidales, Umbelopsidaceae. The transcript has 2 exons.